AUGAAGUUUGCAUCGGGAGGAGCUCUCCUUCCAGCAGUGAUAAUAUUCAAGAACAAUCCGUGGCAUGCUGUAGUGAAGCCUUUGUCCCAAAAAAACGAAUCUGUUUACGUUCCUCACGCACCGCAUUGCCCGGAAACUGGUAAAACCGUUUGCGUCAAUGUGCAUACGUAUCCCGAGGAGCAGGUGAUCCACAUGGUACACGGUACCAGAUUCCGAUACUUCAACUUCAGUACCGUUUUUUUCGAUGAUCGGGAAAACUUCGACGAACCACACAUUCAAAUUUGGGCACCGCCGCCUCCGGAAACCCCUACGUAUUCUGUGGCAACGCUGCUCUUGCUUCAAGAUGAGCCGCAGUACUCUUUUCAAAAAUCUCCCAACCCAUGGUGGGACUUGAAGCACUAUUCUAAAACACUGAAACGGAGAAAGAGGAAUACGAACGGCGUAGAGCCAGCGUGCGAGACUCGUAAUCUCUACAUUUCACCCAAAGUCGCUCUCAACGACAAAAACCAGUGGAAAUACAUCGUGAAUGCACAGGACAGGGAUCCUCGAAUAAAACAGAUCGUCCGAGCUGAGCUCUGCAGGAGCAUGGAUGAAGCCUGUUCUUCGAGCAUCAGCCUCCCAUUCGGCUACACAUCGGUUUGCAAACAGAAAUACUUGAAGAAAAAGCUUUUGAGUUUGGAUGUGGAUGGUCGAGGUCUUUCCGAGGAGAAUUUCUUCGUACCGUCUUGCUGUGUUUGUGAAUUAGUGAGAACAGCGUGA
This is a messenger RNA of Galendromus occidentalis (western predatory mite), 759 nucleotides long. RefSeq names its product spatzle 5 Toll-1 receptor. Lineage: Eukaryota; Metazoa; Arthropoda; Arachnida; Mesostigmata; Phytoseiidae. The transcript has 4 exons. Gene Ontology annotation, cellular component: extracellular region. Gene Ontology annotation, biological process: innate immune response; central nervous system formation. The coding region runs from base 1 to 759 and encodes 252 amino acids. Gene Ontology annotation, molecular function: Toll binding; growth factor activity. The record is from RefSeq and is a predicted model, not a curated record.